AUGCAUUAUCCUUCGCUCGUUAUCACGGCUCUGGCCUUCUCCAGCCGGGCUGUUGCUCUCAACUUUACCUCAACUAGCCCUGCAGACGUCGCCGCUGCCCAAGCCGGUGCUCUGACACUCAGCCCGACCAGUCAUGUCAAGGGCAAGGUAUUUGAUCGUUUCGUUGUCAUCUGGUUGGAGAACACCGACUACGACAAGGCCGCCGGUGAUCCUAACCUUGCCUGGCUGGCGAAGAAGGGUAUCACAUUGAGCAACUACUUUGGUGUCACUCAUCCUAGCGAGCCCAAUUAUGUAGCCGCUAUCGGUGGUGACAACUUUGGCAUGGACAACGACAACUUCAACCAGAUCCCUGGCAAUGUUUCGUCUCUCAUCGAUCUUCUAGAAGAUAAAGGUGUAUCAUGGGGCCAGUAUCAAGAAGAUAUGCCUUACUCUGGUUUCGAGGGCAUGGCUUGGGUCAAUCAAAAGACAAAGGCGAACGAUUAUGUGCGCAAGCAUAACCCGGCCGUUAUUUAUAACUCAAACACAACGCCAGAGCGACUGGCCAAGAACAAGAACUUAACACAGUUUUACAGCGACCUUGAGGCCAAGAAAUUGCCUCAGUGGAUGUUCAUUACGCCAAACAUGACAUCAGAUGGACACGAUACUAGUGUUACCACGGCUGGCACCUGGACACGUAACUUCUUGGAGCCUCUGCUCGAUGACAAGCGCUUCAUGAAGGACACCCUGGUUCUGGUCACUUUCGAUGAGUCUCACACCUACACUCUCCAAAACCGUGUCUUUAGUAUCCUUCUCGGUGAUGCAGUUCCCAAGAAACUGAUCAACACUGUUGACUCGGGCUUCUACAACCACUACUCUGAGAUCAGCACCGUCGAGGCAAACUGGGACUUGCACACUCUUGGUCGUUGGGACGUCGGUGCCAACAUCUUCGAUUUUGUUGCUCAAAAGACAGGCGACAAGAAUGCAGUGUGGGAUGCUGCAACUGGUACUAACCCUACCCACUUCUUCAACUCCUCAUUCGCUGGUCUUUUCAGCUCGAAAGAUGUUGUCACCACUCUUCCUCCUCCCAACGCCAAGCUUGUCAGAAACGGACGCAAGGUACUUGGCAGUAUCGCUCGUACUUGGGGCGACGCUUCGCUGCAGAACCAGACUUACUACCAGAACACUGUCCAGAUUCCUGAUGGUAUGUACCCUCCCAAGGGUUGGUAA
Molecule: messenger RNA, 1206 nt
Organism: Aureobasidium subglaciale EXF-2481
Lineage: Eukaryota; Fungi; Ascomycota; Dothideomycetes; Dothideales; Saccotheciaceae
Exons: 3
Coding region: 1-1206 (401 amino acids)
Biological process (GO): phospholipid catabolic process
Molecular function (GO): hydrolase activity, acting on ester bonds
Source: RefSeq, a predicted model, not a curated record